GAGCCAACACUACCCCAUUACACCACAUAUUCCUCUCUCCUCCCGACACUCACCAGUCAGACUCCUGUCAAACAAGACUGGCUACGAGUCUGCAGAGCAGUUGAUAAUGUAUUACGCCUUCGUAGACGAGUAGACUGCAGUUAGGAGUGCGCAUUCUAACCCUAAGGAAGUGCAGUUCGAGAGCGGAGGUGUUCACAUAUUAGAGAGAGUGAUAUCUGAGAACUAGACUGACUGCUGAUCUCUGUUUUGAACCAUGGAGAGGCGGACCCGCUUGUAGCUCCCUUUAAGAUAAGCUAGCGCCGAGCACGUGGUGUCCAAACACCUAAGUUAUGUACAGGAAAGUCCGCAGAAAAUCAAGAGGAGACUGCUUGCCUCAGCGCAUCAUUAUCAGCAGUACCUGCGGGCGUUGCUGAGCCAUGAUGUAUCGACUAAGAGCUGUGGUGUGUGCUCUGGCGGGCGUCACCGUCUUCACCUGCAUCGCCUCCGUCAAGUGGUUCCUUGUGACGGACCACCUCGUCGAGCAGAGGUCGUCGGGGGCCUCGGCGAUGCCAGCAGAGGACGCCCCAUGGUCCCACGUCGCUGAGACGAUGGCGCACCGUCGGGAGGAAGUGGAAACCGCCUGCGAAGGAAAAGGAGGCAGGAGAGGCCAGGGGGAGUCUGGGGCGGCAGGCUCAGGGGUGGAGGAAGGCAGCAGUAGUUCCUCCUCCUCCUCCUCAGCCUCCUCGCCGCCUCCCAACCCCCUGACGGAAGAACUGGUGGCCAACCCCAGGAAACUCAACAACCUUAUCGUGGAUGACAGGAAUCGAAUCUUAUAUUGCUACGUGCCUAAGGUGGCGUGUACCAACUGGAAACGGGUAAUGCUCAUCCUCACAGGCAGAACUAACGAGACUUCGCCCUUAUCGAUUCGCUCAGACAGCGUGCACAGAAUGAACGUCUUCACUAAGCUUAGCCAGUUAGAGCCCGACGCUAUACGCCAUCGCUUGCAGACCUACACCAAGUUCCUGUUUGUCCGCCACCCGAUCGAGCGCGUCCUGUCGGCGUUUAGGAAUAAGUUCCAGAAAAAUUAUACCUCCUCAGCCUAUUUCAAAAAGCGCUUUGGCGUCAAAAUCAUAAAGAAAUACCGACAGGGGAUUGACCCAGCUCAAGUCCCUGCCACGGGCGAUGGGGUCAAAUUCCCCGAGUUCGUGUCGUACCUAAUUGACACGAAGCGGAGCCAGCUUAAUGAGCACUGGGCGCCGGUGUCAGAUAUGUGCCAUCCCUGCGCGGUCAGGUACCAGAUUAUAGGGAAGUACGAGACCCUAGCCGAGGAUUCCGAAUACAUCCUCCGGAAAGUGGGAGCGCCUCCGAACCUUCACUUUCCUGAAAUUAUUCCCUCGAAGACGACGGGCUUUGUCGAGUCCUAUUUCGACAUGCUUUCAGAAGAGCAGCAGCGCGACCUCAUUGAAAUAUACCGGGACGAUUUUGAAAUAUUUGGCUAUCACCAUAGGAACCUUAUUUAGAUUACAUAUAUAUAUGUAUAUAUAUAUAUAUGUAUGUGUAUACAUGCCCUAAAGUAAUACAGUAUUCUGAGAAACCUUGAGAUGGUUUGAUAUAGUCAUUAUGAAUAAAGAGUCAUAUGUAAA
Messenger RNA from Penaeus vannamei (Pacific white shrimp), 1622 nucleotides. RefSeq names its product carbohydrate sulfotransferase 11. Gene Ontology annotation, molecular function: sulfotransferase activity. Gene Ontology annotation, cellular component: membrane. Gene Ontology annotation, biological process: carbohydrate biosynthetic process. The record is from RefSeq and is a predicted model, not a curated record. Lineage: Eukaryota; Metazoa; Arthropoda; Malacostraca; Decapoda; Penaeidae.